UUGAAACAUUCUCAACGCCUUUCAGUGCACCCUGCUCGGUGUGAUAAAGACAAGAAAAGGAAUUGUGGCGUGAUACGUUAGUUUGGUUGCCGGCUUUUGGUCAACAAGCCAUUUAGUUGCUCUUCGGCUACAGAAGUGAUUUUUCGGUCAUCAUUUGUGGAACAUAUUCUUUGAUUUUUCUCUUGCUUAUACCGCAGUAUUUUGAUCUGUAUUCAGGCUUGCAAAAAAUGUUGCGAAAACUCGUGACUUCUACCAGAGCGUUGCCGCUCCAACGCACUCUAUGCAGCAAGGCCUCGUCCGAUGCCCUCGUUUUGACGGAAUUGGAUAACAAAACUGGAUAUGCCACAGUCACAAUGAACAGAGCGCCAGUGAACAGUCUGAAUCUGGAACUCAUGACCCAACUCGUCAAAACUGUCGACGACCUGGAGCGGUCAAAUGUGAAAGGAUUGAUUUUGACUUCGUCUUUCAGCAAGGUCUUCAGUGCCGGUUUGGACAUUGCCGAAAUGAUCAACCCCAAUCCGGACCGAUUGAGAGCCGUCUGGGGAAUUCUUCAGGAUUUGUGGGCAAAACUGUACGGAACGCCUUUCCCGACGGUCGCAUUGAUCAAUGGAAGCGCUCCAGCUGGUGGAUGUUUAUUGGCCUUAAGUUGUGAAUAUCGUGUCAUGUGUACAAACUUCAGUAUUGGAUUGAAUGAAGCCAAGCUGGGGUUGAUCGUUCCACCGUGGCUGCAAAUGACGAUGAGAAACACAAUUGGAGCUAGGGAAACUGAAAGUGCGUGUCUCAAAGGAAGAAUGUUCAGCUCACAGGAAGCAUUGGAGAAAGGAUUGGUGGAUGAGCUCGCUGCGGACAAGGAAAAUGGGAAGAAAAAAGCAUUGGACUACCUAAAUAUUUUUACAAACACAUCAUCCUAUGCCAGAACGGGAACAAAACUGUUGCUCAGGAAUAGAGAUAUUGAAGACAUGAAACGUAUUAGCAAAGAUGAUAUCGAAAGCUUCGUGAAGAAUGUGAUGAACAGCGAAUUUCAGAACGGUUUGGUUGCUUAUGCUCAGUCUUUAAAGGAUCGUAAAAACAAAUAGAAACCUGUUUAUGACAUCAACAACUGCUCCAGAUUGUGCAUUUACUAUUCAACGCUACUCAUUUUUUCUCAAAAGUUUACAUUAAAUGGACAAUAAUUAGUUUAUCAUAUCAUAGAAUUUCA
Armigeres subalbatus is the source of this 1198-nucleotide messenger RNA. Its product is annotated as enoyl-CoA delta isomerase 1, mitochondrial-like. Gene Ontology annotation, biological process: fatty acid beta-oxidation. Gene Ontology annotation, cellular component: mitochondrion. NCBI's taxonomy places the organism in Eukaryota, Metazoa, Arthropoda, Insecta, Diptera, Culicidae. Bases 228 to 1076 code for a protein of 282 amino acids. The transcript is spliced from 6 exons. The record is from RefSeq and is a predicted model, not a curated record.